Molecule: messenger RNA, 1060 nt
Organism: Mytilus trossulus (common blue mussel)
Lineage: Eukaryota; Metazoa; Mollusca; Bivalvia; Mytilida; Mytilidae
Product: DNA ligase 1-like
Exons: 5
Coding region: 3-1028 (341 amino acids)
Source: RefSeq, a predicted model, not a curated record
GUAUGGAGUUAUCAUACAAAGAAAAGAAUGUACACCAGGCAGCGACGGGCUUAUCUGAAGCCAUCAUAAGAGUUGCAGAGUUUAAAUUUACAUUGGAACAGUGGACAGAAGUCGAGAUUGAUAUCAGAGCAGCGGAAGACAGAGAAACUGACUUGAUAAAGCAAUUAGAUAAAUUAAAAGAUCAGAACACGACUGCAGAAGAAAAUGUAAUGACAGAAGACAAUGAAUUGACAGUUCCAGAUGACACUCAAAGUGUAGAUGACAUACUUAGAGACUUAGGGGAAUCACUAGACGAAGUUGAACAGCAUAAGGCAUCAAUGACAGCAUCAGGACCAACAGAGAAAACACUGAAGAAUGCCAGAUAUGUUUUUAAGGAUACAGUCCAGAAUUUUGAUUUAAAUGGAGCUAUUACCAAACAAACAAAAAAAGACAAAAAAAGGGAAAGAAGCACAUCAAAGAAAGAGGAGAUAAUAAAAAUGAAAAUCGCCAAAGAAGAGGAAAAAGUUGUGCAGUUAUAUUUCAAAGCAGUAGACAAGAUAAUGAUAAGGUACAGCAAGGAUGUUCAAGCACAACAUAAGAAGGAAGAAAAGAAAAGGAAGCAACUUGAAAAGGCGGAGAAAAAAGCCUUAAAGAUGUUGGAGAAAGAAAUAAAAAAGAGAGAGAAAGAAUGUGUCAAUAAUGAAAAGAAGAAACCGGCCAAAACUUUAGAUGGAAAGAAAAAAACCAACGAUAGAAAGAAAAGCAAAGCAGUGAAAGUUACAGAGAGUAAGAAGGACUGUGAAAAGAAAGAGUCACACACUGUGGAUGAAGAAAAUGCAAUGAAGAAUAGAAAAGCAAAGAAAGGGGAAGAGAAAAUCAUAAAGGAAAAGGAGAAAAAUUCUCAAACUAUGGAUAUCAAGAAAGAAAACAUUGAUAGAAUACAUACCACCAAUGAUGGAAAAAAGAAUAAAUUUUCAGCAAACAUUACUGCAUUUUUCAGGAUCUUUUCUUGUCACAAACGACAAGAUAAGGAUAACGCCGUAGCUUGAUAAAUCUUUUUUUGUUUAACAUUAAAUUUUAU